CUCCGCUGACACCGGGGGCUGAAGACCGAAGCACCAACACACCGACUGACCGGGCGCCCCUGAGUUUCAUCGACUUACUUUGCCGGAAGAUGAUGGCUCAGUGCUGGACGAUUUGGACCGGGAUCCUCGUCCUCCUGACUGCCUGUCUUCCAGUUGAUGUCCAGUCUUUAAGCCACCUGAGCUUCAAUUUAUGCAGGUGGUGUGAGGUAUCCACGCCGGUGUGCGAAGGCAACAUAUGCUCCAGCAACUGCAACUUGAGCUCUUUCUGUAACACAACUGAAGAGAUCUGCAUGGCCAUAUGGAGGAAGGCAAACAACACAAUGACAGUGUACACAAUGUGUCACCACCCAAAUCUGCCACUGGAUGGUAUCAGUCCUGACCUGCUGCAGACCUUCACUUCCAGGGAGUGUCGUAUGGUCCCACAGGCUGCAAAUGACUCCAUGAUGGUCUGUGGAUGCCAGGGUGAACAUGAAUGUAACGACAAACUUGUCUUCGACAAGGGAGCAAAUGGAUUCUUACCGCUCCAAAGUAAGGAUGUGAUCCCUGUGGUAGUGGUUAGUUUGGUGCCCCCUAUUCUGGUGGCCAUAGUUGCCAUUGCUGCCUUCUAUUUCUACCGCAUACGUCGUCCUGACAAACCAGCUCCAUCGGUAUGCCCUGACUGGCCCACUAAACGCACCCCUGAGCUUUACCAGGCCUUGGAUCUACCAUGUGGGGGCCUGGGUGCUCAGGGAGAAGGUGGAGGAGGAGGUGUGACUGAUGCUGAACAGGAUGAGUCGAACACCAAGGUUCAACCUCUUAACAGUGACACUGUCAGCGGUAUGACCAAUUGGCAGGGCCAGCCAGCUGAACUGCUGCCUAUCAAACUGGAUGUGCUGGUGGGGAAGGGGCGCUUUGCCGAAGUGUGGAGGGGAUGGCUGCUCCAGGGCGAGAAAGGUGGAGUUAAUAGCUAUGAAACUGUGGCGGUGAAGGUGUUUCCAGAUGUGGAGUACGCCUCAUGGAGAAAUGAAUGCUCCAUCUUUGCUGACCCUGAGCUACAGCACGAUAACGUGAUUCAGUUCCUAGCAGCUGAGGAAAGGGGCCUGUCGGGCCACACCCCACACACCUACUGGCUGGUUUUAGCCUAUCACAGCCUAGGAAAUCUGCAGGACUUCCUCACAGCUAACAUAUUGAGCUGGGAAGAACUUGUUGCCAUGGCAGGCAGCAUUGCUAAAGGAUUAGCUCACCUUCAUAGUGACACAACACCCAGUGGGCUACCAAAGGUGCCAGUGGCCCAUCGGGACCUCAAGAGCAGUAACAUCCUGGUAAAGAGCAGGAAAGAGUGCUCACUGUGUGACUUUGGUCUGGCUUUAAGACUGGACCUGUCCCUUACAGUUGAUGACUAUGCCAACAGUGGACAGGUGGGGACAGCUCGCUACAUGGCUCCUGAGGUCCUUGAGUCCAGGGUGAACCUGGAGGAUCUCGAGGCCUUUAAACAGAUGGAUGUUUAUUCCAUGGCUCUAGUCUUGUGGGAGAUGGCCUCUCGAUGCAAUGCAAUUGGAGAGGUGAAGAGCUAUGAGCCAGCAUUUGGCUCCAAGGUUUGUGAGCAGCCCUGUGUGGACAGCAUGAGAGAUCUGGUGUUGAGAGACCGAGGACGUCCGGACAUCCCACUAGCAUGGACGCAGCACCAGGGGAUGAACAUCUUCUGUUCCACCAUCACUGAGUGCUGGGAUCACGACCCUGAGGCCAGGCUCACGGCUCACUGCGUGGUCGAGCGCUUCAGCGCCCUGGAGCAGGCGGAAGAUGAUGACAGGGUGGGAGAGGAAGAGGAAGACGAGGAAGAAGAGAGGAGAUCUCUUUUCUUCCAGAUUGAAAGGGAGGACAUGCCUGAUGGUUCACUGCUUCACACUGGUUUUCCCCCUAACGAGUCUUCAUGGUUCGCUGUGUUUGCAUUGUCGGAGAAACCCGUGUUUUUUUCUGCUAAUCUUCAAUGAGACACUUACUGAUAGAGAAGGAAUUGUUAAGUCACUAAAACUGGCAAGAAUCUAAACUACAGUUACAGUUAAAGCAGUUUUUGACUGAUAGUUAGGAUUAUCUAAUUUGCCACAAUAAGGAUAUUCAAAAAGUCAAUAUUAGCAAGAGUGGACCACUUCAUAGACAUUGCCCCAGUUUGCCCAGAUGGAAGUUUAGCUCAGUCUCAACAGAUGGGAAUGGACCACACUGGUGCAGACUGGAACAUCUCAACAUAGAGAGUGAUUUUACACAAACUUUUAAACUCACAGUCGUAUAGUCUGGAGAAUCUUUAGGUAGUGUUACCUUUCUCAAAUAAAAUGUGAAGAAAAUGAGUUUUCCCACAAGAAUAUAGAAAUAAAUAGAACAAAAUGGUCCAACAUAUAGUAUGACAAACCUUUAUAUGAACCAAAGAAUAAUUCAUUGUUGUGCAAUUUGGCUUGAACUUGUGAAAAACAAAAAAUCUAUACCAGCAACCCCAUGACUGCACUGGUGCCAUUUUAUAUUGACUUCUAGAGGGACAAUCAUAAAGAAAAGAAUGGCCCCAAAUUUCAUGUCUUUUAGACUGUACAUUUUCUGAGAUAUUUCAAGCACACCCACUUUUGGUGCCAUUUUUACCCCUUUGCUUUGAUCUGGCAGUCCGAACACAGCCGUUGUCACCCAACAGAGAGACUUUGUUUAUUACGAAUCUGUGUGUUUUCUAUUUGUUGCUUCCUGGAUGUUUCCAGCAAAAGACCAGAGGAGACAGAAAUGAACUAAAGACUGACUGUGCCUUAAACGACAGACCCACUUCUUCGCAAACUUUUGCUGAGAAUGUGACACCUGAAUCAGUCAUAGAUCUGCUGGCAGAGAUGCAGAUGCUGAACAGUUUGAAAAAGAUUUGAUUUGUUGGAGCUGGUCUCCAUUUUGUCACGGUAUUAUUCUUUUAUACUGGCUGUGACAUGUGACUUAUGAUUGCUAUACUAUAACCUACUACUGUAGGUCAUGUGACUAUAACCUACAUUUAUGAAUAAA
Molecule: messenger RNA, 3000 nt
Organism: Pelmatolapia mariae (spotted tilapia)
Lineage: Eukaryota; Metazoa; Chordata; Actinopteri; Cichliformes; Cichlidae
Product: TGF-beta receptor type-2
Exons: 9
Coding region: 90-1970 (626 amino acids)
Biological process (GO): cellular response to growth factor stimulus; heart development; protein phosphorylation
Cellular component (GO): plasma membrane; signaling receptor complex
Molecular function (GO): transforming growth factor beta binding; activin receptor activity; SMAD binding
Source: RefSeq, a predicted model, not a curated record